GACUCAGCACCGCCCCCCCGCCAGGCUAGCGCCCAGGUCGCGCUCCUGGUCUCCAGUCCUCCGGGCCUCUCCGCCUUCGGGCGCCGAGCGAGCCCAUGGAGCCUGCGGAGCCGGUGGAGCCCGUGGAGCCAGCGCGGGGAGGCGCCGGCGGGGCCGAGGCGAUACUGCGCGAGCUGGAAGCGCUGGUCCAGGACGUGGUGACCAAGAGCUCUUGGUGGGAGCGCCGCGGGGUGGACUGCGCCAUCCUGGCGCUCAGCCUCCUCGUCUUGCCGGCAGGGUUCCUGUGUCUGCGCUCUGAGAAUGUACUGGUCUUUGCCAUUGGCGUCACCAUCUUGGGUGUGUGCCACUAUACGCUCACUGUCAAGGGUAGCCACCUGGCCACUCAUGGUGCCCUCACAGAGUCCAAACGCUGGAGUAAGAUCUGGCUGCUUUUCUUCGUGGAGGUGUGCACGGCCUUCACUGCAGAGUGCGCCAAGCACGGACAUGUCAAGAUACACCAUUGCUACACCAAUGUGGUGGGCCUGGGGGACUCCAGCACGUGGAGGCUGCCUUGUCUCAACCGCUAUGUCUACAUGUUCCUAGCUCCUCUCCUGAUCCCCAUCCUUACCCCACUGGUGGCAAUGGAGCGGCUGAGACAGGUGGAGCUCAGGAUGGCUCUGCGGACGCUGGGCCUGAUCUCCCUGGGCCUUUAUUCCCACUACUGGCUGCUUCUGAAUGUGUCAGGCUUUAAGAGCCCGCGCUCGGCCCUGGUCUGCAUGUACCUCAGCAGAUCCCUACUGGCCCAUCCCUACCUGCAUGUCAACAUCUUCCAGCACAUUGGGCUGCCCAUGUUCUCCCGAGACCACAAGCCCCGACGGAUUCACAUGAUGAGCCUGGGGGUUCUAAACCUGCCCCGGCUGCCCCUGCUGGACUGGGCAUUCGGUCACUCAAUCAUCAGCUGCCACGUGGAACACCACCUCUUCCCCAGGCUCUCCGACAACAUGUGCCUGAAGGUGAAGCCCGUGGUGUCCCAGUUCCUCCGUGAGAAGCAGCUGCCCUAUAAUGAAGAUUCGUACCAAGCUCGCUUCUGGCUGUUUCUCCAUUGCUACGAGGAGCUCAUGGUGCAGGCCCCACCAAUCACGGAGCUUGUGGGGCUGCAGUGAGGUUGGGCUGGUGCUGCCACCUGUCCUCUUUGGCCCGGGCCCAGCCCUUCUGCUCCUGCUCACCCAUGGGUAUGGCCUGGUGGCUGGUGGUGGACCUGGAGCAUUGAGGAAUUGGGUGGGGGUGGGGGGCCUGCCCUGAUAGCUUUUCUGAGUUUCUGGGGGAAAGCAAUAAUGGUGGCUGGGCAUCCUGGGCAGGGUGACCUCAGCCAGGUGCACCUCAGGACUAGAUAGCUAAUCCCUACCCCCACCCCAUCUGAGCCUUGGUAGGGCUAAGGGGAUGACAGAAGGUGAGGAGGGAUCCUGUGUAGAGGCCACCUAGGAGAUGGGAGACAAGAGAGAGUAGGGUCAGCCCCCUAGGCAGAGGCCUCCCUGGUGCUGGGCCUCCCUAUCCUGGCUUGGCCACUGCUUCCUACCGUACCCUUUGGUGCUUUGCCCACCAAGGUGCCCUAUCCCCAGGGACUUCAAGAUGAGCUUACUUUUGGCAGGCAUGCCUGGCUUCUCAGCCAAAGAAGCCUGUGCAAGACACUGGCUCAGCAGUUCCCUGGGGCCACGGUAUUGUGAAAUGAAAGUGAGUGUGUGCUUUGUGGGGAGAGGACUCCAGGAGAAGUGAGGGGAGAAAGUUCCUCAGGAGCUGAGUUGGGGAAAGAGUAUAAGCAGCUUUGAGUGUGACCUUGGCUAGCAAAGUCUGCUUUGCUCAAUGGUGUUUAGAAACAGUAAACCUAGGGAAUUAGCCACUGGGAGAGAGAAUUCCUGGGCAGGGGGGAGUAGCUGAGGAUGGAGAGUGUUAUGGGAACAGAGUCUGGAAGACAGAUGUGACCUCAGAGAGGAGGGGAAGGAAUGUGGGGUGCAGGGAGAAGAGCCUGAGGUCAGAGCUGGGCUGCGUGAGGAAGGGUGGUCUGCAGUCUGGGAUUGAGGUGGGACUACAAGGGAACCCUGGGUACCAGCCAGAGGAAGGGGCCAAGGCACCAAGGGACACCACUGGGAUUCAGUGCAAAGUGAGCAGAGUUAAAGAUGGCUGGGAGCUGCCCCAGCUGGGGCCUAGGCCAGGGGACUGCAAGACAGUGCCCAGGUGGAGGCAGGGGAGGUGACCAGACCCAUGAAAGGAGGCCAGAACAGAUAGUUGACAACAGGGCCUUUUGCUUCAACACACUUGACAUUUUGUCUGGACAGUUCUUUAUUGUUGGGCGCUGUCCUGUGCACUGCAGGAUGUUUAAUGUUCAGCAGCAUUCCUGGCUUCUACCUACUAGAUGCUGGGAGCUGGAGUCGUGACAAUCAAAAAUGUCUCCAGAUGUUGCCAAAUUGUCCCUGGAUGAGAACAUGCAAGUCAUUCUUUGAGCACAUAAUUAUCUUGUUUUACAUUUAAGUCCCUGGAUGGGGUCAAGGCCGUGCUGACUCUGCUGAUAGGGAGACUAAACUGCCAGUAAAUGGGAACUCAUGGAUGGGCGAAAUUUGAUGGCAGGUGAAGGCCUUCUCUGAGCCCAGUCCCAUUGGAGGACCCAUCACUGGUGUGGCCUUAUGUAGCUCUAUGUAGAGGCCAUUUGCCUCUCCAGAUCUGCUCUCCAUUUGUCCUAUCUUUGCCCUGCCUUCCUCUACCAAAGACAGCUCCUUUGGGUACCCCCUCCUAUAGCACCAGAUCUCACUAGUUCUGAAACAGUUCCCUGCAGGUGGUAGUGCAGGUGGUAGUGGCUUCCUGGUAUUGCUAGGCCAGGGGUGCUUCUUUAUUCCCUUAACCCACACCUCUGAAUAAAGUUCCUUCAUUGAACUCUUCAAUCACCCUUUUGAGUGUGCCAUCUGUUCUCUGCAGGGAAGUUGACUGAAAAAGUGGAGUUUUGGAUCCAGGCAGCCCUUUUGGACUGAGGGAGGCUUGGCAGCCUCUCCAGCCCACUGCUUUGCUAUAUUUAUUGCUGCUCUUUUGAAACGCAUUAGCAGCUCGUAAUUCCCUAAAGGUCUGAGAAUGCAAUUAAUCAAACUGCUAAUAUUCCAUAUGAAAAAUGCAAUGUCAGAAAAGGCCCCAGUUGCAUAGUCUUAGCUAAUGAUUAAAAUCAUCUAAAUAUGUAACAAUGACUCAUUGUUACUGAUCUGGACCUGAGUGGAUUAUGGGCAGUAGCUGGAAGUCCUGGCGCCAGAUCUGGCUGUCCCAAUGGGCACCCAAGGAACAAGUCACUAGGUUCCAUUUUCUGUUACUCUGAGGAUGUGGGCUGGGAGUGACUGGAGCUUGAGUGGUCAGAGAAGGUGAGAGGAGUGAAUAAAGUAUGUCUAGGCUUGCAGAGACCUGAAGUCUAAUUUACAGAGGUAUGUGGGAGGUGAUAAUAUGUAUUGACAACGAUGAUAAUAGCUAAUUUUACUUAGCACUUAUGGUAGAUGUUUUACCCACUUCAUCUAAUUUUAACCUUUACAACAAAUUGGUACUAUUUUCCCCUCACGUUUCAGAUGGUGAUAAAAAGUCCUGGAGAAAUUAAUUUUCUCUAUGUUAUACAGCUAGUAAGUAGUGGAAGAGGGAUUCCAACCCAGUGUGUCUGACUCCAGAAUUCAUUCUUUUAACCACCAGACAUACUGCCUCUGGAUGCGGAGCCCUAUAGAGCUUUCUAGAGUGUCUGAUCCUAAAUCCCCAGUUUAUCAUUAAGACAAACUCUUCAUGAACUUCUAUUAUGUGCCAGACACUGUGUGAAGCUCUGGGGAUAUAUAAGUGAAUAGGAUUGGGUCUUCACCCUCAUGGAGCUUAUAAUCUAGUACAGGGUUUGUCAAACUCUUUUUGUAAAGGGCGGGAUAGUAAAUAUUUUGGGUUUUCUGAAUCAUAUGGUUUCUGUCAAAAAAAAAUCAAUUGUGCCAUCAACAUGCAAAACAGCCAUAGACAAUAUGUAAAGAAAAGUAAGGAUGUGUUCCAAUAAGCCUUUACAGACACUGAAAUUUGAGUUUCAUGUAAUGUUCAUGUGUCAGAAUAUAUUUUUAACUUUUUUCCAUUAAAAAAUGUAAAAAUCA
Messenger RNA from Nycticebus coucang (slow loris), 4121 nucleotides. It is a transcript of the gene FADS6, whose product is annotated as fatty acid desaturase 6. The record is from RefSeq and is a predicted model, not a curated record. Gene Ontology annotation, molecular function: oxidoreductase activity, acting on paired donors, with oxidation of a pair of donors resulting in the reduction of molecular oxygen to two molecules of water. The coding region runs from base 96 to 1142 and encodes 348 amino acids. NCBI's taxonomy places the organism in Eukaryota, Metazoa, Chordata, Mammalia, Primates, Lorisidae. Gene Ontology annotation, cellular component: membrane. The transcript has 6 exons. Gene Ontology annotation, biological process: lipid metabolic process.